AUACUUCGCUGAACUAUACACUGCAGUAUUCCGUAUGGCACAAGAGAAGGAAUUAUAGCCCAUAUUUGUAGCCUCGAAUUGGCUGUCAAAGCUACUACUCCGCAAAACCCGUCUUCCACUCCCAACACAGCCCAUGCCUCCCGCGUCCAGAGGGCUUGUCAUACUACGCUUCAUCCGGCAUGCCUCCAGCACGCGAAUCUCUCGUCCCCUCCCUCCUCGACCGCUCACAGCACUCAAAGAGAACGCAAAGCCCAGUUUAUCAUUCCCUCUACGCGCCGAAGAUGACAAGCCAAUCCCUCAACCCAUGCCCUCGCCCUCCCAAAGCGAACCGCCUCCUCCGCCACCUCCACCUCGCAACCCACUAUUCUCAGCCUUCACAUCUGCCACAGCCCGCCGCUGGCUCUGGCGGCUGUUCUUCCUCUUCCCGCCCAUCGCUUUCAUCAUUACCGAGUUCCCCCUACGCAUCGUGACCGUGCGCGGGCCCUCCAUGGCGCCGUACCUGAACACGCACUCUUCCCCCGAACUCCCCGAGACGUCCUUCGACCGCAUCCUCCUCCAAAAGGUGGCCUUCCCGUCACGUCCGAGCAUCAUCCUUCGAAACCCCAAAUUCCAGAUCCAGCGCGGCCAGAUCAUCGUGUUCUACGCCCCGCACGACCCGACCAAAUGGGCCGUCAAGCGCGUCGUCGGGAUCCCGGGAGACCGCGUCCAACCCUUACCGGGCUAUCCAGGCGGUGACGAGCCCGUGGUCGUGCCGUACAACCACAUCUGGGUCGAAGGCGACGCCAACAGCCGCGACAAGACGCUGGACUCGAACUGGUAUGGGCCGAUCAGCCAGAAUCUGGUCAUUGGUUUCGCCAAAGCAGUCUGGACCCCCUGGUCCUGGCCCUGGGAGUGGACCUCGGCGGUCAAGUGGCAGGAGCACGACUACCCGGCCAAGAAGAGCGGGCGGAUCGAAGAGGACGUCGUGGGCGAGGCCAAGAUCAACCCAGACAAGAUCCGCAUGAGCCUGGCGUUCGCCGACGGCACGGCGGAGAGGGAGUUGGUUGCGAUGAAGUCCCGAAGGGACAUGUUGCCGGAUAUGAUGGCCGACCCGAAGAAGUUGGCCAAGAUGCGCACAAUCUAUCGGCAUGCGAGGUGGGAGUUGGAUCAGCAGAACCCAGUGUCGCUGGACGUGGCCCAGGAGCUCGUGGGUGAGUUGGAGGCGGCGUUCGAGAGUGCCGGGUUGUACAAGGACGGGACUGAGCCACCCGUGAAGCCGCCCGUCGUGGCCUCGGCGGACGACGAUGAGUCGGACCUCGAUGUCGAGAAGAAGAAAUUGCUUGAUGAGUAUCUGGAGAGACAACGACAGAAGGACUCGAAGACGGUCGGCAAUGAUGGUUUGAGUACGGCUUAAUCACCACUUUGGCCGCUACUGUACGGCAUCUGGGUUGGUGUCGAGUUUUUCGACUGUUACAUAGCGGCGGCGCUUACGGGGUCACUCUGUAGAAGCGGAAUUACGGUAUAUGGAGAAACUUGAUAAAGAGUCGAAGAUAAAAAUGCGAAAGAGCAAAGGUAUCAGAGCGUGGAACUUGCGGAACGAGCUGCAAUCUAUCUCGUGGCUUCA
Messenger RNA from Exophiala xenobiotica, 1603 nucleotides. Its product is annotated as signal peptidase I. Lineage: Eukaryota; Fungi; Ascomycota; Eurotiomycetes; Chaetothyriales; Herpotrichiellaceae. Gene Ontology annotation, biological process: mitochondrial respiratory chain complex assembly. The transcript has a single exon. Bases 134 to 1393 code for a protein of 419 amino acids. Gene Ontology annotation, molecular function: serine-type endopeptidase activity. The record is from RefSeq and is a predicted model, not a curated record. Gene Ontology annotation, cellular component: membrane; mitochondrial inner membrane peptidase complex.